Annulohypoxylon truncatum is the source of this 11980-nucleotide messenger RNA. RefSeq lists its product as uncharacterized. Lineage: Eukaryota; Fungi; Ascomycota; Sordariomycetes; Xylariales; Hypoxylaceae. The transcript has 4 exons. The record is from RefSeq and is a predicted model, not a curated record. The coding region runs from base 1 to 11532 and encodes 3843 amino acids. Gene Ontology annotation, cellular component: SAGA complex; nucleus; NuA4 histone acetyltransferase complex. Gene Ontology annotation, biological process: DNA repair; regulation of DNA-templated transcription. Gene Ontology annotation, molecular function: transcription coregulator activity; protein binding.
AUGUCGGGGCCAGCGCUUGAUGAUAUCGUCAAGAGGUUGACAACUCAAGAAACGGAGCCCAGAUCUAAGCUUGAUGCAGCUAUUUCCCUACGAGAUAGCCUCGAACAUUACACAAAUGGUCCGCACUAUGUCGUCUUUCUUAAGCGGUUGAUGCCAUUGUUCGUCCUCAUUCUUCGAGGGCCAUGUCUAUUCCAGAGUACCUCUCCAGAGCAAAAGCUCAGAAAUUGCGUUCUCGAAAUCCUCCACCGUCUACCUACUCAUCAGACGCAAAUUUCCCCGGAGCCUCUUGAGCCAUAUGCCGAAGAGAUCGUCGACAUUUUGAUGAGCCUAGUUCGGAACGAUAACGAAGAUAAUGCCACACUAUGCGUCAAGAUUAUAUCAGACAUCAUGAGGCACCAGCCAAAGGUCCUCCAUGGGAAGGUCCAGCCAUUCUUGGAUUUGAUCCAAGAGCUGUUUGAGCAGAUGGAGAAAGUCGUGCGAGAACAGCUCGAUAACACCGCCAUUCCAUUCAACGCAUCUGGACCUCCAUCUACCCCUGGUAGCACGCAGACCAACUUCCAAUCUCCACGGCCUGGAUCCCCAGUCGCCUCUGUCACGGACUUGGGCCAAGAUCUUCAACAGCAAAGUCGUCCCUUGUUGAAAGGAAUGCAGUCGUUUAAGGUUUUGUCGGAGUGCCCAAUCAUUGUUGUGUCUGUCUUCCAGACACAUAGGAGCAUCAUCCAGCAGAAUGUCAAGGCAUUUGUUCCCUUGAUCAAGUCGGUGCUAUGUCUCCAAGCCAAGGCCCAGGAGCAAGCUCAUGCUGAAGCUAAAUCAAGAAAUACUGUGUUCGCCGGAGUGAGCCCGCACAUCAAGAAUCGAGCGGCCUUCGGCGAAUUCAUUACGGCUCAAGUGAAGACCAUGAGUUUUCUAGCAUAUCUGCUUCGGCAAUAUUCCAGCCAGCUUACUGACUUUCUGCCAACGCUGCCCGAGAUUGUUGUUCGCCUACUUAGAGACUGCCCGAGAGAGAAGUCAGCGGCUCGUAAAGAGUUGUUAGUUGCAAUUCGUCACAUCAUAAACUUCAACUUCCGGAAGAUCUUCCUCCCCAAGAUUGAUGAGCUUUUAGAAGAAAAGACACUGAUCGGGGAUGGGCUUACGGUCUACGACACCCUCAGACCGUUGGCGUACAGUAUGCUCGCCGAUCUCAUACAUCACGUUCGCGACUCUCUUAACCCGGAACAAAUUCGCAAGACUGUCGAGGUAUAUACCAAGAACUUGCAGGAUAAUUUUCCGGGAACGAGUUUCCAGACGAUGAGUGCGAAAUUGUUGUUAAACAUGGCCGAAUGUAUAGCAAAGAUGCCUAACAAGAUUGAUGCACGACAUUAUCUGCUUAUGAUUCUCAACGCCAUUGGUGACAAGUUCGCUGCGAUGAACAGACAAUACCCUAAUGCCGUAAAGCUCUCUAAGCUCUACGCGCAGCAAGCUGCCGAUCAGAUUCCUGAUACAUACUUGGCAGAUAAGGAGCAUCAUCCACAAUGGGACGAAACGGACAUCUUCACAGCUAUGCCGAUAAAAACAUCCAACCCUCGUGAUCGUGGUACGGAUCCGGUUGCAGAUAACAAAUUCCUGUUCAAAAAUCUGAUGAACGGCCUUAAGAACACUUUCUAUCAGCUGAGAACGUGCAAUGCACCUCUUCAGGUUGAUCCUAAGAACGCGCCCUCGCAUUGGCAAGAAGUUUCGUACGGAUUUUCCGCCGAGGAAGUUAAUGUGAUAAUAAAGCUCUUCCGAGAAGGCGCCUACGUUUUUCGGUACUACGAGAUUGAGAAGCCAGCGGCGGAAUCGCAGUACGCAUCACCAGUGGAAUAUAUGGCCAACUUUUAUAUGGUGUCGAGUAGCAAGGAAGAGAAAGAUCUCCUUGAAACUUUUGCUACAGUCUUCCAUUGUAUUGACCCAGCCACAUUCCAUGAAGUCUUUCAGCAGGAGAUCCCUCGCCUCUACGAAAUGAUCUUCGAACAUACUGCCCUCUUACAUAUCCCUCAGUUCUUCUUAGCCAGUGAGGCUACAUCGCCAAGCUUCUGUGGCAUGCUCCUGAAAUUUCUAAUGGAGCGAAUCGACGACGUGGGGUCGGCUGAUGUGAAAAAAUCAUCAAUCCUUCUACGUCUUUUCAAGCUUGCAUUCAUGGCAGUGACCCUAUUUGCGAACCAAAAUGAGCAAGUCUUGCUUCCGCACGUUGUGGAUAUAGUCACGAAGUCGAUCGAUUUAUCUACUAAGGCCGAGGAGCCCAUGAACUACUUCUUACUUCUGCGUUCGUUGUUUAGAAGCAUUGGCGGCGGAAAAUUCGAACAUCUCUACAAGCAAAUUUUGCCGCUGCUAGAAAUGCUGCUCGACGUGCUGAACAACCUGCUUAUGGCUGCUCGUAAGCCAGCAGAGCGGGAUCUAUACGUCGAAUUGUGCCUCACGGUACCAGCACGCCUUAGUAAUCUACUUCCGCAUCUUAGUUUCUUGAUGCGCCCUUUGGUUGUCGCGCUGAGAGCCGGUACGGAUCUCGUUGGUCAAGGGCUGCGGACCCUGGAACUCUGCGUUGAUAACCUCACGGCCGAUUACUUGGAUCCCAUUAUGGCGCCAGUAAUUGAGGACCUAAUGAAUGCGCUUUUCGAACAUUUGAAGCCACACCCGUACAGUCAUUUCCAUGCCCAUACUACUAUGCGCAUACUAGGGAAGUUAGGGGGUCGAAAUCGCAAGUUCAUGACCGAAGCUUUACCAGUAAAUUAUCAGAAGUACGCUGAUGAUCCCUCGAGCUUUGAUAUACGGUUGAUAGGAUCAAAACGUGAUCGUGCAUUUCCAGCCGAACUUGGUAUCGACUUGGCCAUUCGUAAAUUAAUGGAGAUUCCGAAGCCAUCGAAAGCGAACCCAUCCAGACAAUUCGACGCUUAUUACAAGAAGCAGGCACUGCAGCUGAUAAAGUCCCAGUUGAAACUACGGGUUGGUGUUGACCAUUUACCAGAAGACUUACCUCGAUUGGUUCGUCUACAGGCGCAGGACCUUCUUGCUCGAAAACCAGCUGCGGAUUUCGCAUUCUUCAACACGUCAGAUCGUGAACGAUCUGUUGCCAAAAAGGACGAGCAGGACGACGUCACGAAACGUCUUAUCAAGGCUAUCAUGUACGCGGAAUCCCUUCCUGAAUUCCGCGAAGAGGCCGAUGUAUUCCUCAUGAACCUUUGUCGGCAUUUCACGAUCAUCGAAAUAGGGCGCGGGCUAGUAGAUAUCAAGAAAGAAAUGAGCCAUUUCGAUGUUCAAGCAGGAGAGGGACCCUUGUAUAUUGAUACGCGUGUCCUGGCUGAUGCAAUUGUCGAAUCACUCGCAUCAGAUCUGCCGGACGUACGCGAUGCCGCUUUCCGGGCAAUCCGAGCAGUCUACGACUCUACCGCAACUAUCUUGGGUUCUGAAACUUAUGUUGGCCGAUUGGGAUUCUUCAGUCAUCUAAGUAAAACUUUCUGUCACGCCUGCAAUGAAGAAGAAUGGUACACAAAGACGGGUGGUAGUCUUGGUAUUAGAUAUCUUCUCGUUGAAGUCGAUCUUGGCGACGCUUGGAUCGCCUUGAAGCAGAUGGACUUCAUCCGAGCUCUGAUGUAUGUGAUUAAGGAUAUGCCGCAAGACUUGCCGGAGAAAACCAGGAGUUCCGCCCAAACCACACUCGAAUCUCUCUUGAGAAGGAUAACCGUGAACGUUAAGAAGGAAGACGCAUUGCCCAUCCCUCCAGUACCAGGCCAGCCUCACCCCAAACCUUCUCGGUUGACGCAGAUCUGUGUCCUCUUCAAUGACGAACUUUCUCACAUGAAUAAGCAUGUUCGUGGAACAGCGAGGCGGUCGCUUGAAAUCAUUGCCGACGCAACAAAAUCGGAAAUCUGGGAGCUUUUGCAACCUCAUAAGGACCGGUUGCUCCAGCCCAUUUAUGCCAAACCUCUGCGAGCGUUACCCUUUUCAACUCAGAUAGGGUACAUCGAUGCGAUUGCCUACUACAUGGGUCUAAAGCCUGACUUUGUCGGCUUCGACGAUCAUCUAAACCGGCUACUUAUGGAGUCGCUAGCUUUAGCUGAUGCUACAGACGAAUCUUUGGCUGGCAAACACGCCGAGUUUCGAACACAUGAAUCGAUUGUGAACCUUCGGGUUUCUUGCAUUAAAAUCUUGAGCAAGGCAAUGGGAUUCGAUGAUUUCCAGAAGGGACAGAACAACCCGACGCGAACUAAAAUCGUGUCUGUAUUCUUCAAGUGCUUAUACUCGGAAUCCAAGCCUACCAUUGAGGCAGCGAAUGACUCACUUAGAGCGGUGCUUUCCCAGACCAAUAAAUUGCCCAAAGAUCUACUUCAGCAAGGACUUAGGCCUGUCUUAGCCAAUCUCCAAGAUCCUAAGCGACUAAGCACUCACGGACUAGAUAACUUAGCGAGGCUUCUUCGUCUCCUUACUACUUACUUCAAAGUAGAAAUUGGUGCCAGACUGUUAGACCACAUCAAGGUGCUCGCCGAUCCGAACCUUCUUCAGCAAAUCUCGUUUACGUUCUUCGAACAAAAUAGCCAAAUGAAGGUUGUCGCGGCGGUGUUUAACAUCUUUCAUCUUCUUCCGCCAGCUGCAGAACAGUUCAAGGAGCGGCUUAUCGACACUUGUUUGGAACUUGAGGAUAAGCUGCGCCGUACUCACCACAGCCCAUUCCGACCCCCGUUGUACAAAUACCUGAAUAGAUACCCGUCUGAAGUCUGGAAUUUCUUGCUGAGUAAACUAGAAGAUAUAAAAUACGGUCGAUUCUUGGCUCAGGUUUUGCUCCACCCGGAAAGCAAGCCUCUAAGAGAUCACGCUGCUGCUAAUAUCGACGGAUUGAUAUCCUUCUGCACGCAAAUCGUCAACGCUACAAAAGAUACGAGAUUCGUAGCAAUCGUCAACACGAUAAACGUCCUCGAUUCGCUAAGUCGGAAUCCCGGCACUCGGAGUUGGUUGGAACGGAAAGAUACUGUCUCUUGGUUAAGACGAAUCGGUAAAGAUUUGGAGCGCCACUUACGAACGAACAGCCUCCCGCCUAAUUUGCGUCUGCCUGCUGACCAAGCUUCUGAGCAACUCAUGGGCAUCUUCACAGAGGCGCUAUCCUCGAAUCCUAGGGACAUGGAUGCCCUCUUUAGCCUGGUGGAGUCGGUUACGUCCGAAGAGUUGCGUCUCACGCCGUCGUUAUUUAGCUUCCUCUACAAACACGUUAUCUGCAACGAGUCUAUCGAUUACUGGAAAGCUGUCGUACUUCGUUGCCUCGACAUUUACGCUGGAAAGAGUUCCACCCAGAAGACCAAGUGCUUCCUGCUUCGCAAUGUCGUCAACCCGAUCAUUGCUAUGGAUGUUAUGCGACAUUGGAACCAACCACGAACCCAGAGGCUAGUGGAUCGAGCAGUCAUUGAAUCCAUCAAUGUCAAGAUAUGGAAGGUUAAUCUUGGCGAGCCCCAAGAUGACCUGGCACAGCCAGGAAUCGAUCAUACGAGAAUGGAAGUUCUCCAGCUCUCUGCCAUGCUAGUCAAAUAUCACUAUUCCAUUCUACAGGAUGCUAGGAAAGACAUUAUCAAGUUUGGUUGGACCUAUAUCCGGUUGGACGAUGUGAUCAAUAAACAUGCCGCGUAUGUCGUGAUCGGAUACUUCAUCGCUCACUACGAGACGCCUUCGAAAAUCAAUGAAGGACGCGCUCUAGUCACCCAGGCUCUGGAGUUGAUCGCACCUGUCCUGCCCCAACGUUGUACGCCGUUAGCAAGUGAUCGUGGUGCGGUCUGGGCUAUGGCACCUCGCCGCAUAUUGGCCGAAGAAGGGCAGAACGUUCAGCAGAUGACGAGCAUCUUCCACUUUUUAGUCAGACAUCCUGAUCUCUUUUACGAUUCCAGGGAUAAGUUUGCCCUAUUGAUCAUCACAUCACUUCGAAAGGUCUCUCCUUUCCUAUCAUCAUCGACGGAAAGCAAGAAACUCGCGUUGAACAUGAUGUGGCUGAUCUGGCAGUGGGAGGAGAGAAGAGUCGACGGUAAACUUAACGAAGCUAGAAGGGACUUAUCUGAAUCUCCGAAUUCCCGAAAACGAAGACUCGACGGUGAAUUAGUCACCUCCUCCCCGCCAGCAUCUCGACAAUCUGCUCAACUUGAUAAGGCCGAAUUCCGGAUUCCUGCUGGAUUUAGACAAAAGAUGAUCAAGUAUCUCAUCGAGUUUAUCGCACAGCUGAAUGAGAGAUACCCACUGCCUUCAGCAAAACCGAGAGAUGCAACAUUGACAUCCGGGCCUGCUCUUCCACCUCAGUCUACAGAGAUGUGCAAGAAGGCAAUGUCUCUCCUUUAUAACCUCCUACAACCGCGGUACUGGGCCGACUUGGACGUUGACUUAUUCCCAAAUAUCACUGAAGUAGUCUUAGCUAGUGACAGAACCGCAAGACUGCUCAACGCUGAUCCCACUGAUGAUAAUUACGACGAGAAAUUUAUAACUAACAUCAUCAACACCUUACAAGUGGUGAGAAUCAUCCUCAACUUUAAGUCCGAUGAGUGGAUCUUAAAGAAUAUGCCUUCGGUCCAAAAGGUUAUAGAAAAAUGUCUAAAGUCGGAAAACUCGGAGCUACAGGAUUGCCUCCAUUUAGCAGAUAAGAAGUACGACGAUGGACGUGACGUCAAGUCGAUAAUUCAACGGAUCCUCGAUGCCGUGCCGGAAGAUGUGCCGAUGGAAGACGCAGACGCUGAAGGGGAACCCGAGGCUCCUACAUCAGAGAUUAUCACUUUCUUGUCUACAGUAGCGACGGAGUCCCUAGCAGCUUCGAAUUACGUGUCUGGAGUUAAUAUUCUGUGGUCUUUAGGUCAAAGGAAACCCUCGGUCAUUGACCAGCAUAUCAUGUCCUUAAUGAAAGCGCUGCAGACCAAACUUGCCAGGGAGCACGUCCAACACUACACGAGUGUGGCCGCGCACCAGCAAAUGAGCAUGAACAACAUACGGCCUCAAGAUCCGAAUGCCCAAACCGGAGAAAUGUCACAAUAUGAGCUUAACAUUCAGACCGAUCUCAUGAUCAAAGCCAUACAGGUGACUGCGAUGCGCAUGGAAAUCCUUGGAGACCACCGGCGACCGUUCUUAAGCGUAUUAGCAACUCUAGUGGAGAAAUCACAACACAUCCCUCUCUGCGAGAAGAUACUUGACAUGGUAGAGGGCUGGGUCUUCCGAUCUGAGGGAACAUGGCCUACUCUAAAGGAGAAAACGGCUGUACUCCACAAGAUGCUCUCCUUCGAGCAUCGAAGCGACCCAACCAUGUUAGGAAAAUUCCUCGAGUUGGUCAUACGUAUCUAUGAGGAUCCGAAGAUAACGCGAACGGAACUCACUGUACGCAUGGAGCAUGCCUUCUUGAUUGGAACACGAGCACAGGAUGUCGAAAUGCGCAAUCGGUUUUUAACCAUCUUUGACAAGAGCUUGUCUAAAACGGCAACCGCUCGGUUAUCAUAUGUCAUUAGCUCGCAAAAUUGGGACACGCUCGCUGACUCAUUCUGGUUGGCCCAGGCCACGCAGCUCCUCCUGGGCGCCGUAGAGAUGAAUUCUAGCAUUCAACUACACCAAGAAGACUUCCGAACACUCCCAGCAUCGACUGUUUUUGGUACAUACUCCAAGGACACCAGAGAGCCGUCCGCAAUGGCUGAUGAUAAGUACGACACAUUCAUGGCGAAUCACCGACGUUUUGUUGCCGAGUUAGGGGAUGUUAAGGUUCGGGACAUCAUCGAACCUCUCACUCAACUUCAACAUAUUGAUCCCAACUUAUCACAUGAUCUCUGGGUAACUCUCUUUCCCAUGUUUUGGUCUGCUUGCGCCAAGGAGGAAAAGACAGAUCUUGAGAAAGCCUUAGUAGUAUUGCUUUCUAAAGAUUUCCAUUCUCGUCAGAUCGACAAGAGACCCAAUGUGGUGCAAACCCUAUUAGCGGGCGCAGCCAAGGCAUGGCCCGCAUGCAGGAUUCCGCCACACAUACUCAAGUUCGGUGCGAAGACGUAUGAUGCUUGGUAUACCGCUCUAGUUCAGCUCGAAAACGCAACUAUCAAGCCGGAUGACGACUCACCUAAAGUACGAGAGAGCAACCUUGACGCAUUAGUUGAGCUGUAUUCAAGUCUGAAAGAGGAUGAUCUCUUCUACGGUACCUGGCGCCGCCGAUGCCAGUUCGUCGAGACAAACGCAGCCCUGUCAUACGAACAGAAUGGUAUGUGGGACAAGGCUCAGAGGAUGUACGAAGCUGCCCAGAUCAAGGCCCGAACGGGCGUUAUUCCUUUCUCCCAGGGUGAGUACAUGCUCUGGGAGGAUCAUUGGGUCCUUUGCGCGCAGAAGCUGCAGCAGUGGGAAGUGCUUCAAGACUUUGCGAAGCACGAAAACCUCCAAGACCUUCUACUCGAAUGCGCUUGGCGAAGUAUUGACAUGUGGCAAACUCAAGAACAACGAGAUAGUCUCGAUAUGCUUGUUAAAGGGGUCAUGGAUGCACCGACCGCUCGGCGAGCCUUCUUCCAGAGUUUCAUGUCUCUGUUGAAACUUCAUAAUAAGCAGGAAUCUACGCAGGACUUUGCUCGCGUCUGCGACGAGGCUAUACAGCUUUCCAUUCGGAAAUGGCAUCAGCUUCCAAAACGCUUGACUGCUGCACAUAUCCCUCUACUUCAUAAUUUCCAACAACUCGUUGAACUCCACGAUGCUAGUGUCAUCUGCCAGAGUUUGGCGAACACUAACCAGUCAAAUUUGGAUGUGAAGUCUGGUGAGCUUAAGCUGCUCCUUGGAUCAUGGAGGGACCGGUUGCCAAAUAUAUGGGACGAUAUAACCGAUUGGCAGGACCUUGUCACCUGGAGGCAGCAUAUUUUCGGUUUGAUUAAUAGUACAUACUUGCAGCUUCUGCCCCAGCAAGGUCAAGGCGCAAAUGGUGCUUCCUAUGCAUACCGCGGUUACCACGAAACAGCAUGGAUCAUCAACCGUUUUGCGCAUGUCGCCCGCAAACACAACCUGCCUGAUGUGUGCAUAAACCAACUUAGCCGAAUCUAUACUCUUCCUAACAUAGAGAUACAAGAGGCUUUCUUGAAACUGAGAGAGCAAGCUCGAUGCCACUACGAAAACCCUGCCGAACUUACCAGCGGGUUAGACGUUAUCAACAACACAAAUCUAAACUAUUUCAAUGCCCAACAGAAAGCUGAAUUCUUUACUCUGAAGGGGAUGUUCCUGGAAAAGCUUAGUCAAAAGGAAGAAGCGGACGCGGCUUAUGGCACUGCGUUAUACUACGACAUCGGUAAGGCCAAAGCAUGGGCGGAAUGGGGCUAUUUCAACGACCGCAAGUUUAAGGAGGACCCAACAGAUUUGAAUUCUGCUAGGCAAGCACUUACUUCGUACUUGCAAGCCAUUGGUAGUUAUAAGAGUGGCAAGGCUCGAAAGCUCAUCGCACGUAUUUUAUGGCUCUUAAGUCUGGACGAUUCCAAUGGGACCAUCGCUGCCGGUUUCGAGGAUUAUAAAGGAGAAACUCCCGUCUGGUACUGGAUAACAUUCAUACCACAACUUCUAACGGGAAUGGCUCAUAAGGAGGCUCCUAAGGUCCAUGCGAUCCUUCUCAAGAUCGCAAAGGCGUAUCCUCAAUCCUUAUACUUCCAGUUAAGGACAAACCGUGAAGAUAUGCUCGCCAUCAAGAAGAACCAGGAAGCCAAGGAGAAAGCACGACAACGAGCACAGUCCGCGGCAUCUAAUAAUAAGCUAAGCAGUUCGCCGUCACUUAGCAAGGACAAUCUUCAAGCGAAACAAGACUCGUCUUCCAGGCCAGCGACCUCGAAUGGUGAUAGCAAUGCACAAGUUAAGACGGAUCUAUCCGAGACUAAUGGGGCUUCAAAUGUCUCACAAGCUGGUGGCGCCGCACCCAACGCGGAUCAGCAGUCGACUGGAAAGGAUGGCGCGUCUUCUAGCGCUACACAAAAGAGGCCACCUUGGGAACUUACAGAGGAGAUCAUGUCUGUACUAAAGACAGCCUUUCCCCUCCUUGCUCUCUCCAUGGAGACGAUGGUUGAUCAAAUUCAAAAAUAUUUCAAAUGUCCACCCGACGAAGAUGCGUACCGUCUGAUUAUCGCGCUUCUCAACGAUGGGCUAGCGUACGUAAGCCGAAUGCCCGCCUCAUACGCGAAGGAUGUAAAACUACCGUCAGCCACCGAGACCAACAUCACUCGCUUUGCUGAAACUAUUCUUCCUGCCCACAUCAAGAAGUCCUUCGAGGCUGAAUUUGUUCAAGUGAAGCCGACGAUGUACGAGUACAUCCAUAAACUCCGAAAGUGGCGUGAUAAAUUUGAAGAGAAGCUCGACCGCAGGAAUCCAACGGCUUACUUGGAGACAUACUCGCGACACCUAAGCGAGUUCCGUUACCAGAAAUUCGACGACGUCGAGGUUCCAGGCCAGUAUCUACAGCACAAAGAUAAGAACCAGGAUUUUAUUCGGAUCGAUAGGUUCCUUCCCAAUGUCGAGUUAGUGCGAGGUGUCGGCGGGUCUCAUCGACGCUUGAAGAUCCGAGGUCAUGACGGCAGCAUCCACUCAUUUGCCGUCCAACAUCCUGCCGCACGUCACUGCCGACGAGAAGAGAGGAUUCUGCAACUAUUCCGGCACCUAAAUCAGACACUUGCAAAGAAGAAGGAAAGCCGACGCCGCGAUCUGCAGUUCACAGUACCGUUGAUAGUUCCUCUUGCUCCGCAUAUACGAAUCGUGCAAGACGAUACGUCAUACAUUACGCUGCAGGGAAUUUACGAAGAUCAUUGUCGACGAAAUGGGAUGCUCAAAGACGAGCCGGUCAUGUUUACUAUGGAUAAGUUGAGGGGUCUAAUCGAGCCUAAGGGCGGUAAGCCCCCCGAGCAAACGGCGAUGGCUCGCCUUGAGGUGUUCACGGCUAUACAGGAGAAAUGGGUUCCUCGUACUGUCGUCCUUGAAUACUUCCAAAGCAUAUUCCCCGAGUUCUCCGAAUUCUGGUUAUUCCGACGCCGGUUCUCCUACCAGCUGGCAGCCCUCACAUUCAUGACCUACAUUCUCUACAGCACGAACAGAUAUCCCCACAAAAUCCAUAUCGCUCGGGGCUCGGGUAAGAUUUGGGGUUCUGAGGUCAUGUCGUUCAUGGCACCCGGAAAGCCCUUUUUCCACAACCCUGAGCCAGUGCCCUUCCGUCUCACACCCAAUCUACAGGCCCUGAUGGGACCUCUGGCGACGGAGGGCAUCUUCAGCUGCUCGAUUAUGGCAAUUGCGCGCUGCCUUACUGAGCCCGAGUUCGAGCUAGAGCACGCUCUAACAUUAUUUGUCAGAGAUGAGGUGAUCUUUUGGUUCACGAGCAGCCACCGGACUAUUCACCUUAAUGAGAACCAACUGCGUGAUACGGUACAGACCAACUGCGACAUGAUCGUCAAGCGUGCCGUGAGCCUGGCUCAGAGCCCGCUGGGUAACUUGCCGGCGAAUCAGACCGUUAUUGACCUCAUUGCUCGAGCUGUCAAUCCUAUGAAUCUCGCGCAGUGCGAUGCUCUGUGGAUGCCAUAUCUCUAAUUUCAUGCUUCAUUCUGCUGGAGGUGGCUGCUGGGCAUGGUGUCGAAAAGUCUCAUUGUUAACGUAAAGGGGGACAUUCGAUUAGACAUCUAGGCAACUAAGCUCAUAUGUUUUUCGUUCAUUCGUCGCUAGUAAUUGGAGGUGGGGGGGUUUAUACGGCGAGGCAACUUCGCAGCAAGGCGUUAAGGAGGUUAAAGUCAUUACAAAAGGUCUCACGGAAAUCAUUAGGUUGGUCGGUCGGCAUAGGUCAACGAUAGGCCUUCGGGGUAAAAUGCAUGUGCCCAACAUAAUACAGCUUCAUAGCCAGCUGUUUCAUCUAGUGCGUUUGUUUUAUUGCGUCUUCCGCGUUAUAUUCGCUCCGUGUAUCAUGAUAGUGCUAUUGAUGAUAAAAUUGCGAUAAUUAAAGAUAUCCGUAGUAUUAUAGAAUGCAUGUAACUCUCGGGUACUA